Molecule: messenger RNA, 1926 nt
Organism: Oncorhynchus gorbuscha (pink salmon)
Lineage: Eukaryota; Metazoa; Chordata; Actinopteri; Salmoniformes; Salmonidae
Product: natural killer cell receptor 2B4-like
Exons: 8
Coding region: 51-1019 (322 amino acids)
Source: RefSeq, a predicted model, not a curated record
GUGAUAGAUCAGUACAUACAGCCAGAGGAAGCAGUCAAAGCCUUAAAGAGAUGUUUGGUUGUCCCUUCUCCUCCUUCUCAAAACAGGGAAUACUACUUAUCCUACUCUCUAACCUCCACUAUGGUGUGGGUGUUUCUUCAUACCUGUCAUUCCACAAGACAGUAGGGAACUCUGUGGAGAUCCCUGCAGGCUUAGAGGGGCAUAAUAUCACCAUAAUGCAGUGGAAGUACAGAGGAAAGGAUAUUGCAGAAUUCAACUCAGAAGUUGUGUAUUCACGAGGAUCCCAGUUCGAGGGGAGACUAGAGAUGAAUGUCAUUAACUUCAGUUUAACAAUUAGGAAACUGACUCUGCAAGACUCAGGGAAAUUUCUAGUUACUGCUGAAACAGACGAGCAGAUUCCCACUAAGGCUGUCACUCUUCAGGUUCACGAACCUAUAUCGAAGAUGGUGAUCCAGACAGACAUCAAGCUAUUAGCCAACCACUCCUGUACGGUACGGCUGGUGUGCAACGUGUCCUGCUACCCCAACAUUACCUACACGUGGGAGAGAGACAAUGAGAUCUACGGUGACACCCAGCAGAUUCACUUCUCUCUAUCACCAGCAGAGGGAGACAUCAAUGUAAAGUGCAACGCCUCCAACCUCGUCAGUUGGAAAACUGCCUCUACGACAAUAAAGUGUAGUAAUGACACAACCACCCCAGGACAGGCAUGGUAUUCCAUCUACAUCGGAGUAUCAGUAGGAGGCGCUGUGGUGCUGAUCCUCACUGUAGCUGUGGCAGUGUGCUACUGCAGGAAACACCGUAACAAAGCAGAUCUAACUGACAACACAAUAUAUGCUGAUGUUAUGGACAACACAAUAAUUAGAGAUACAAGAUCAAACAGUCAUCUAAACCCAAUAUCCAUCUAUGAAACUGUCAAUGAUCUGGAUAUCCCAAGAUUGAACAAGCCGAAGACUCUGUAUGACAGGAUCACGUUUGGACGCCGGGAAGCCCACCCUUCUCCUUUCCAGGAAGUAUUGUGAACUGAACAGGCUGUGGUCACAGGCUGCGCCUUCCAUAGAUCAUGUGUUCCGGGAAAGAAUCAUGGCCAUAGAAGUGACCGUACCUUGGCAUCUCUCCGUCACAACCCUGGAGGCUUUAGAGAGCCCAUUGCUGGCAGUACAGGUGAAGGUGGCAUUUCUGUUGGAGCUAUAAGACGUCCAGACGACAGAGACGUUGGUGUUAGGAUUCCCCUUCCAGAAGGCAUCCUCAAACGCAGCCUCUGGUUCCCAGGAGAGGUGGGUGUCCUUCACUGAAGAGGAGCACUGAAGAGCCAUCACACAAUGGCUGUCCUUCAACAUGCUGAAGAUCUUAUGGACGCUGGGCUUGCUGAGACGCUCUGGACAUUUGAACAGAAAUACAGGAAGCUCUCGUGAAUAGAAAACACAUUUUCGAGAAACAAAACUGGGAAUACAACAUGAAUACAGUAGAGUUAAUCCACCAAAUGAGUACGUUUUGCAUCCCUUUGAUAUUUUAAUUAGAAAUUGUGCUCAAAUAUUCUGUUUUAAAAGCCUGUUAUAAGAAUAAGAUCUCAUAGAAAAUACAAUACAUCUGUGAGAAAGUGCCAAAAUUCUUCAUUUUGACAUGUCCCUCCUGUCCGCACCUUCUGUGAUUUCUAGAAAGAGCUCAACUUAAUUAACCCCAACCUCAAAAGUGUUCACCAUCAUUGUAAAGCCCUAGUUAUUUUGUUGCUUUUUACAAAUUAAUUUCUGAAGAUUAUUAUUUAUUUCAUAUGAUUAGCGAUUCAUCUUAUCACAUGAAACGCCUGUCCCUCAUGUUAAGGUCAACCCUGUUACGUGAACUGAACUCUUGUUUUAAUAUUGUGAAACUAUUCAUAUUUUUUCAAAAGAAACAUUGAACAUCUAAUAUUGAAAUCAUAAUGUAAAAGCA